Molecule: messenger RNA, 4363 nt
Organism: Zootoca vivipara (common lizard)
Lineage: Eukaryota; Metazoa; Chordata; Lepidosauria; Squamata; Lacertidae
Gene: FAS
Product: Fas cell surface death receptor
Biological process (GO): motor neuron apoptotic process; immune response; negative regulation of apoptotic process
Cellular component (GO): CD95 death-inducing signaling complex; external side of plasma membrane; membrane raft
Molecular function (GO): tumor necrosis factor receptor activity; protein binding
Source: RefSeq, a predicted model, not a curated record
UCGGCCAAUAACGCGAGAUGAGCGCUGAAACCCCAGAGUCGGUCACGACUGGACCUAAUGGUCAGGGGUCCCUUUACCUUUACCUUGGCUCACUGCAAGAAUGACCAGACAAAGUCAGUUUGACUUGAGUCGAUUGAAUUGAUUCGGCUGCAGAGCUGUCCACGGAAGGGUGUUUCCUUAUCUUAAAAUAGCACAAGCUGUCCAAAGUAGAGAGUGUCAAGCCGUGUUUACAUUGCUGACUAUAAGGGGGAGGGAGUUUCUCAGAAGCGCUCUCCUUUCGUUUUCUUUUUACAUGCACCGGCAAAACAACAUGGUCAAGAAACUUGUUCUCUGCCUCGUAACCCUGUGUCUGGGAAAAGAAGGUACUUUGAGAAGCUUGCACCUCAAUAAAGAUUAUUAAAGCCUUUUUAAAAAAAAACCCACAAAUUAAAAACAUUAAUUCAUAAACUAUUGGAUGCGGCCUGCACAGUAAAUUCCUUUUCUUAUUUGGCUAUGCAACUAUCACCGGAACAACAUGGUGGUUCUUUCCUUCCCUCAAACGACUACGUUAGGCAUUUGAUUUUAUUACUCCUGGACCACUGCAUGAGGAUGUUUCUAUGCCUAUGAUGCCCAGAGCACAUAAGAAACCUGGGCCAGUGAAAAGUAUUUUUAAGCGGAAUGUUAUCGGGUGUCAGAAUGACACACAAUAUCCAUUUCAAGGUCGUUGCUGUGAUAGUUGUAAGCCCGGUUCCUUUGCUAAACGGAAAGGUUGCACAAAGGACAACCGUACAACUUCUUGUGAAAAAUGCAUAGAUGGGGAAGAGUAUAUGGAUAACUACAAUUAUCACCCUAAAUGCCUGCGAUGUAGUCACUGUGACUCUGAACAUGGUUUUGAAGUUGAAAAGAAUUGUACCAUCCACCAGAACGUAAAAUGUAGAUGUAAGUCUGGCUACUUCUGCAAUUCUUCUGAACCAUGCCGCCACUGUGCUCCAUGUGAUGAGUGUAAAGGUGGUAAAAUUCUAGAAAGUUGCACCCAAACCAAUAACACCAGAUGUGACAGAACAGAGAUUGUGCAAGAUAAAAAAGCUGAAAUCAUUGCACCCGUUGUAGUCGUUCUGGGGAUUUCCAUUACAGGUAUUGGGAUAAUGUGUUAUGUGUGCAAAAAGAAGAAAACCGCAAAGUACAACGUCAAAGAGCCGCCAAACGGAAUGGAAAUGGAGCCUCUUCAUUAUCCAGAUCUCGAUCUGUUGCCUCACAUUCCUGUUAUUGCAGAGGAGAUGUUGCUGUCACAGGUCAUGUCUUUUGUUCGGAGACUGAAUAUGACGCCAAAUCGCAUAGACGUGAUCAUGAAUGAUAAUCCAAAUAAUGCUGCUGAGCAGAAAAUAAAGCUGUUAGAAUGUUGGUACCAAGAACAUGGGACAAAAGAUGCUUACAAGACAUUGAUCACCACACUGAAAGACCUUCGCUUAUGUGCCACUGCUGAUAAGAUUCAAGAAAAAAUAGAUGGUGCAAGAAAAUAGCAAUCAGGCUCCUUCCUGAUCACUGGUUUAUAUACCUUCUGUUGAUCUUCUGCUCACUUCAUGCUUUCAUUGGUGUCAUCAAAUAGCAGAUUGGCUACAAAGUAUAUUAGUUCAUUCUGUUCUCUUAAUCCAAUGAGGUUUCUCAGUGAGGGGUGUAUGAGGAUCUAAAGGGAAGGAAGGUAUGAGUGCUUCCAUGAUUUUUAAAUUCUUUAGAAGUUCAAAUGAAAUAAAGGAGCCUCGUUUGAAGAGGAGCAUGAGAUUGUAUAGCAGAGAAAAGGAGGCAUGGAUUAAAAAAAGACUGAGAAACAUUGAGUUAAUUCUUCAUCGAAUGCGAUCACACUAAUUCAGGAAAAUAAAACAAAUAUUCAUGAAAUCUUUCUUUUGCUGGGGGAAAAAGAAAAUUGAUUUGUCAACCCAAAAUUCAAAAUUCGGGAAUAUUCAGCACAGCUCUCUUUCUAAAGUGCUGAAAUGAUACAGCUUGCAGACCAGCACUGUUUAUGUGUUGGUUGAUCACUGCAGGAGUGGGUCUUUUCAGUGGUGGCACCUUGGCUGUGUAAUGCCCUGCCCAGACAGGCUUGGCUGGUUGGUGCCUGCCUUGGGGUGAACUUAGUGCUAGUCAAAAACCUUAUUAUUGUUAUUUUCUAGACCCUUUUAAUCUGUUCUAGCUUUAAGCUACUUUUGCUUUAUGUGACUGCACUAAUACUUCUUUAUUUUUAUUGUUAUCGAAUUUCACAUGGUUUUAUUUCUCCUUGCAAGUCACUUGAGAAUGCUGUUGCAGCCUAUAAAAUCUGUUCAGACUGUAAAUAUGUAAAUGAACAAUUUAUUACAAAAGCUAUCACAAUUCUCCGGUAUUCUCUCCUCAUGAAAAGAUGGAUCCUAUAUAAAUUGCCUGUGAAAUUUCUUACCAUUUGUCAUGGGGGUGUCAGAGAACGCACCUGAGCCAAGGCAGGGGGGAGAGCAUAGUGAACAGGAAAUGCAGGAAGAGACAGAAGAGGGAGGGGGGGGCAAGCGGAAGGAACUCAGUCGGAGAGGACGCUCCUUGAUGCUUGCCAGGAGCAUCAACACCACUCCAGUUCCGGCACCGAGGUAGAAGGAAUGCCUGUUCGCUCAGCGCAGGAACGGAGAGGGUUAAAAUGCAGAGAGCAGAGGAGGCGCUUGGGUCUUCCCAAGCUUUUAUGCUAGAGGAGGAGUCAUAAAUCUCCACUCCCGAAAUCAGCUACCGAGGAUUCAGACGCAUGGGAUUAUGCCCUGUACUUUGUAAAUAUGUACAGUACAUGAAUAAAGACUGCAAAUAUAUAUUGGAGUGAGCCGAGGUAUUUCUUGUGAAGGCUUCCAGACCCAGUACACCAUUCAAAGAAUACUAUGAUUUGUUCCACCACCUUCAUCUGAAACCCACCUACAUUCUGAACAUGCUCCAAAGGCCAAUUAGGCUUGGCAACAGAGAUGUUUGAAUGCAACUCACCCUUUUUUACAUGUUUGCAAGUAACAGCUGGGUGUGUGUGGUCCAUAUUAGGACAUGAUGCAAGAAGACUGAUGCUUUGCUGCUGUGCUAUUUUCCAAAAUGCAAAUUGCAACCCCCCAAGUAUAUUUUUCCCCAUUAAGAGGAGAGCAAGUGAGAGAGCGAGAGAUAUACAUACAGGAUAUACAAUUUUUUUUCCUAACAGGGGAAAUAGUAUGUUUUACCCUAGCGUAUGCAUUUUUGUACCCAUUAUAUGGCUGGAGAACUGCAAUGCAAAAUUUGGAGAAGCAUGCAUUUUGAAUGAGGUCUGCAUGUUUUGGUUCGCUGAUUGUUUUGGAAAGUGCAAAUGCUAACUGAAUCUAAUUUCUCCCCCAUCCCUACUAUGGGGCCAAACAAAAGUUCCCUGCCACUACUUUCUAGAAAUGGCCCUGUGGAUGGGGGUCUCUAACUCCCAACCUACAGGGUCUAAGACUGGAUGUUUUGGGUCAAGCAGAAGGAAGGAAAUGGGGAGAAGGAGAAAAUGACUCAAACAUUUCAGGAGCCAGGCCAAGCUCUCCUGCUCACAAAGUGCACAGAGCUUGCAUUUCCGUUUUUUGGCAAACUUUAGAUGAAAAUGGAAUUUCCCCAGCAGCUGUGGCUAUUCAAACCUUUCUUCUCUUCUUCUUUAUUUUUAUUUUAAGAAAAGCACCUCAGGAAUGAGUCAUUCCCUCCCAAGAGAAAUGUGUGGGCCUGGCCUAUAUAUUAAAAGAGGGCUGUAACAGUGGUUUCAACCUUUCCUCCAUAAUCCAAGAGGCAAAAGUCAUUCCAAUUCCCCACCCCACCCCAAAAAAACACCCAAAGGGGGAAGGAAGAGAAAUUAAAACAUUUGCACAAAUAAUAGCAAAGCAUGUGCUUAUUAGGAGAAAGUCACACCCAAACACUGAUGAUGAGGAUUUUAAAAAAGAAAUUUAUCACAAAUUGCUAUAAAAAUGUGGAGAGCCAAAUUUGACAUUGGCAAGAUGAGAAACAGAACAAACAUUGACAGGUCCUUCCAUGGCUUUUGAGACUAUUCUCAGUGAAACCAGCAGGGCUUACAUCUAAGCAGACCCCAUCAACUUGGGGAGUCUGCGAUAGCCAUGGUGAAAGUUGAAGCAGGGCUGUCUUUUAUUUCAGAUGCAUUAAAUCUGAACUCUUUUUCCAUAUUGGCUUCACUGACUGCUAAUCUGUGGUCUCUGAGAGUAAGGUUACCAGAUUUUUUUCAAUGAAUCUGGAGACACUUUGAUUGAUUGAUUGAUUACUACACAUUCGGGACAUUGAUGCUGCAGCGAUGGUGAUGGCAGAGGGGUGACCACCGCCUUGACCUCAACUGCCAUGUUUCCCCUUCCUCUGAGGCUUCUAUCUCCUUUCUCCAUGAGCCUAGGCAGCC